UCGGCGCGGUUGUCUCUUUGGUCUGUUAUCCGUUUAAACAUUUAAAAAAAAAAAAAAGAAUGAAAUCGCGGGUGGUAAGCUGAGAAGCCGCGCGCGGGACUCCAGGGACAAGUCCACGUGAUCAAAUGCGGAAAUUGACGCUGGGGAAAGUGCAGAGGCGCAAGGAUCCACGAGGGAAGCGGCGGGUGGAGGUCCUUCAGUGCGCUCGUGUCUGUGGCUGCUGGUGGAUCCAGGCGGACAACCCAAGCCAAACAACACGUCUGCGGAUCCCGGUGAUCUGUGCGAUUAGACGUGCGAGUGUCGCCUUCCGUAGGUUACAAAAAAGUAAGAUACAAAGGGUUGUUCUGCGGUCAGACUGCUGAGAUGACAACGCUGUGACAGUCUGUGUCCGAGUGUGUCGGUACUGGACCAAUUCUUGUGACAUGGCCGCUGCAAAGAAGAGUUGCGCGAAGGCAGGAGGCGUGCGCUUCGCCGAGGAGCCCCUCGGCGCCGGGCCCCCGUCCCACGUCCACUUCGACGAGAAGCUGCACGACUCCGUUGUCAUGGUGACUCCCGAGGAGGACGGCAACUUCAUGGUCAAGGUCGGCUUCCUAAAGACGCAGCACCGGUACGAGAUAGUCUUCACCUUGCCCGACGUCCCGGCCCUGAGGAAGGACGCGUGUCCGGCGCCGGUACCCAGUCCUCACCUCCGCAUCACCAACAUCACACCGGCACCCGAGGGAGGUCUGAAGGUGACAUGCGAGUACAUGGCGCAGCAGGAGGGCGUCCUGUGUGAGGAGGCGCUGCUGCUGAGCGAGACCAACCAGGACGUCUGUGUGAAAGUUAAGGUCCAAGCCAGAGUCAUGGAUCGUCACCAGGGUACUCCCAUGCUGCUGGAGGGCGUCCGCUGCAUCGGGGUGGAGUUGGAGUACGACUCUGAACAGAGCGACUGGCAGGGAUUCGACUGAAGCUUCAGCUCGGUGCCCUCGGAUACACAAACGCAUACCUGCCGUCAGAGAAGAUCGCACACGCCAAAUUAAGACACACACACACCAAAUAGGAGCGGGAUCACACGCGCAAAUGAUUUAGUGCCACCUGAUGUACAUGUAGGGAAUGGUUGUUUGUCUCCUGGGAACAUGUACGCACCAAAAGACGUCCAGCAUCCCGUCAUCGACAGCAUCUGAACAGUUUGUCAAUGUCCUCCCGGUCUCCUGUUUUUCUCUCGCCGUGAUGAAUCCCGUCGGUAAUCGUCCUCUCCGUCCUUACUGAACCUCUAGAGGGCAGCAGCGCUCCUCGGAUCCCUUUCCACCGCCUCUCGACCUCCAGUUCACCCUUUUCCUGAAGGGAGGGACUAAACAAGUGCUCUAUUGCUUAUUAAGUAGCUUAAACUAAUCUAUAGGGAGGAGUCUAAAUCUGCAUAUUCAAAAGGAACCGAGUGGGAGUGAAUGGCAAUGCUGUGCCUGUAAUGUCUCUGUCCACCUACAGGGGGCACUGCAGACCACUGUGUGUAAAAACACUCCAAUCUGGAGGCUACCUCAGUGUUGUGCCCUUCCUCCAUUUAAGGGAGGAAAAAAAAAUUCAACAAGGGCAUUUUACACUUUCAAAUAUCUUCUGCCCGACGGCUUUCGACUUAAGCUUUUAAUUUUCUGCAUUGUCAAGGAAAUCCCAAUGAACAUGUUGUGAACGUAUUUCAAAAGGUGUAUGCGAGGAAUGUCAAGUGAGGCUUUCUCCUGUGAAAACAACCAGAGGAAUAAUGCUUUAAAACCCGCGUGCUAGCUGUAUGACAUUGAUCUUUUGAGGUCUUCUUCUUUCUGUGAUGGAUUUUACUGCAUGAUUGUGAAACAUUUGUGUGAAAUAGUAGAAGCAUUUUGUCUUAUGAGAAGCCGACACUAAAGUCUGAUGUUUAGUGUCUUUGUUUUAGAUCUCUGCACCCAAACUGUUGCAAAUAUUUUUGACAUGUCGCUAUGAUUUGCCUCUUUUCGUAGAAUUUAAAGAAAUAAACAACCAAACACGCCGUAGUUAGGGAUAUCCAACAAAUCAAGAAAAUAAACUAAAUCGGCGACAAAUAAACGAAUCCGCUGCGUUUCUGAUAAUCAUGAUAGACGUUCUGAAUUCAAAUUUGAUACGUGUUUUGUACUUCAAGUCCGACAAAACGAGACUUUUAACAUUUCCUUCAACGUCUUUCUGCAUUCUCUCUUGGACGAACCAAACUACUAAUCAACUAAUCGAUCCAACAUAAGAUUAAUCGACAAUUAAAAAAAUAUAAUUGUGCAUCCAAGUAGUUUUAAAAAAUAAAUAAAACCAGCUGCACAGCUGGUUCGGUAUAAUCAGUUCUUUUGUUCGAGUUCAUGAAGCCUUGUGAAACACGCGACACUUAAGUGCCUUUUUUAAAUGUCCCCCUCCUGUUUGUCAUUGAACUCAAAGGCUCGAUGUGGUUUUACCGUCUGAUUCGUGUUGUUCGUUAAUCGGCCUGGAAGGAUUUCCGCGUGUCAUUUCUCGGCGUAGUGCAGAUUAAAUGGAUUUAUUUGAUGUUUGCUUGCGGGGUAAUAAGGACAAAGUGUGCUUUGUUUGUUUUUCUUGGUGCAAAACGGAAACGCUCACUAGUUGUUGGUCUAAAGGAUGUAGAUGUUUGUUCAUAUAGGUCUCCGGUUUGUGUCUGUGAUGUGUGUGUGUUUUUUUUAACGUCCACAAUGAAUAAAAGUGUGCGUGUGACCGUCUUUGA
Messenger RNA from Gasterosteus aculeatus aculeatus (three-spined stickleback), 2701 nucleotides. It is a transcript of the gene adisspb, whose product is annotated as adipose secreted signaling protein b. The record is from RefSeq and is a predicted model, not a curated record. Lineage: Eukaryota; Metazoa; Chordata; Actinopteri; Perciformes; Gasterosteidae.